AUGUUAAGAUUCAUUUUUUACAUUUUAUUAAUAAUUUGUACAAAAGAUUAUAAAAAUAGUUCAAAUCAAAUUAAUUACAUCGGAUUUGGAACGGUGCAACCUGCUAUCAUUGAUGUACCAGAAGAGAGUACAGAAGGCGUAAGAUUUUCUUUUAGAGUACUUGCUUCAUCACUAACUAGAUUGGAUAAAAUUAUUGUUGCUAUAUUAAUAUGUUGGAUGUUCAUAUUAAUUAUAAAAAUAUUUAUAAUUGCUCUUUAUAAAAAUAAAGUUAAAAUUAAUUUUGAAGGUGUCAUUGAACAAGAUUCUGCAAUAUAA
Vairimorpha ceranae is the source of this 315-nucleotide messenger RNA. RefSeq lists its product as hypothetical. The transcript has a single exon. Lineage: Eukaryota; Fungi; Microsporidia; Nosematidae. The record is from RefSeq and is a predicted model, not a curated record. The coding region runs from base 1 to 315 and encodes 104 amino acids.